This is a messenger RNA of Entamoeba invadens IP1, 948 nucleotides long. RefSeq lists its product as hypothetical. The transcript has a single exon. NCBI's taxonomy places the organism in Eukaryota, Evosea, Mastigamoebida, Endamoebidae. The record is from RefSeq and is a predicted model, not a curated record. The coding region runs from base 1 to 948 and encodes 315 amino acids.
AUGCACCGAGUGAAGUUGAGUAUAGCACUUUCAGAGUGUUUGUCGUCGAAGACACCAAGCCAAAAACAAGUUGACUAUGUUGUGAAAAGUACUUUUAAAGGAGAUGGAGGAUAUGUAACACAAAAAGUGGUUUCACAGAUACAUUCAAUGUUCUUAAAGACUACAAUGAACUCAUUGACUACUUUCCACUCUAUUUCUAUGUUUGGUAAUUUAGAUGUCUUUAAAAGUGUUGAAGAUGUUAUCUUUGUUAAUAAUAAGACUGAAGUAUAUAUGACUAACACUACUCAACUGUCAUAUUGGUGCGAAAGAUAUUCUGUACCUUUAAAUAUGGCAUUACUUUUUCAUAAGAAGUACAACAUCUUUUCGGGAAAAUAUGUUGUACCACAAGGACUCUCAUUACCAAUUUCACUACGAAAUUAUAACACAGUCAAUUUAAUGAACGUUGAACUUAAAAUGAUCUUCCAUUCGUUUGUAAAUUACAUCAAAGACGUUUUGAAUCACAGUGAUAUCCACAAGUCAGUUAAUAAGUCCGUUGUUUUAUCUAUAAUGGAAGCUAAUAAUAUAUUUCGAUUAAUAAAUAACUUAGAAAUAUACAACACCAUUUUGCUUAAUACCAAACUCGAAGUAAAAUCACUUGAAAAGUGGAGACAAGAACUUCUUGAAGUUAUUAACGAUUUUAAGGUCGACAACAGAUUUAAUAAAGUGCAAGUCGAUAUCCCUUAUAUUUUUCUAUUAAAAAACAACCCAGAAGUUAUUCGAAAUUUUGUGUAUGUUUAUCCAUUACCAUCAUCUUUUGAAGAAGCUAAAUAUGGUCCGAAGAAAGAAAAUAGAAUAGUCUUGAAUAGAAGAAAUAUAAAACAGAGUGUAUUUAUCAAUACAUGUGAAAAUGGAAGUGAAGUGAUAAAUACAAAUGUGUGUUACAUCUAUUCUAUAGUUAUAGAAGAUUGA